AUGAAGUUCAAGGCUGUCGAUAUUGCUACAUGUUUAGCGGCCGUUGAGGCCGUAACAAUUACGUUGAGUGGCACAAGAAAGAGUUUUGUCCGAAAAAAUUAUUUUCAAGCAUCUACCGACCAGCCGCGACCGACGAAGAACACCGUAAUGCUCAUGAAGUUGCGCCGUUCGAGGCGGACGAACCAUUUUCAAAUCUAUUUGCGGGACUUCGACCCUUGCUCGUCUCCAUUUUCCGCAGUGAUUUGGUUCCUUGCCUCCUUUUGGCUGCUUGAGAAGGAUUAUCAGAGCAGCCGACGAACUGGCAUUGUGGAAAACACGAAAGUACAGGUGAAGGCCGAACCAGUAUCGGCUGAUCAUUAUCUCUUUUACAUCCAAGUAAGACGGCGACGCGCUGCGUGGCUGCCAGUGGUUGUUCGCCCCCAGAAGAUCUUUUCACUUAUGAUGCUUCAUUCACAUGACGGGUUAACCGAGAUCACAGAAAGAGGUGAUUAA
Messenger RNA from Laccaria bicolor S238N-H82, 492 nucleotides. RefSeq lists its product as uncharacterized. The transcript is spliced from 4 exons. Lineage: Eukaryota; Fungi; Basidiomycota; Agaricomycetes; Agaricales; Hydnangiaceae. The record is from RefSeq and is a predicted model, not a curated record. The coding region runs from base 1 to 492 and encodes 163 amino acids.